AUGCUUACCAAUUUCGCCGGGAAAGGAGUUCUCUCAACCGGCGCUCAUCCAAAGAUAGACGAAGGCAUGCGGGAACUGAAGAUAGGGAAGAACACAUGGUGGCGAGCCGUAAUGAGAAAUAUUCUCAGUGGCAGAGAUCAUUGUGGGGGUCGAGCUCGCAUACCUAAUGGUGAAGUUAAGACUGCGCCUGGACAGAACGAAGAGGCCCGCUGGCAUCCACAUACAUGGCUGCUAAUGAAUGUAUACAUUUACGCUAGACCACAAAUUCAGAGCGUGGAUCCUACUUCGAAACAGAAGGGAAUAUUAGGAAAGUACUCGGGGUGUAUCUCAUUGAUAUAUCCAAUUGUAUUCUCCACUACCCCUAUUUACCGACCAAUAUAUACAAAAAUCCGCAAAGUCAUAGCUCAACCUAUUAUUGUCAUUUCAUGUUGUACAACCAAUCCAACACCUCGAUGA
Lindgomyces ingoldianus is the source of this 456-nucleotide messenger RNA. RefSeq lists its product as uncharacterized. Lineage: Eukaryota; Fungi; Ascomycota; Dothideomycetes; Pleosporales; Lindgomycetaceae. The transcript has 6 exons. Bases 1 to 456 code for a protein of 151 amino acids. The record is from RefSeq and is a predicted model, not a curated record.